AUGGACUUUGAAGCCGCAAGAAGAAAUGCAGACGAUAGACUUACUCAGGAGCUCACCAGGAUCCGCAACCUUCCUAAGCGAAGCAAAAUCAAAAUAGCUAACAAAUACGGCUUGAAACAUGCGAGUCACACAAAUGCAGGUCUGCUGAAAUCACUGGAGAUUGACUUAAAUGUUAUAUCAAGAGAACAGAGAAGAGUAGCGAAUGAAUGCAAUAAAAGACAGAGAGAAUUCACGGAAGUUCAAAGGAAAUCUUUGUCAAAGUUUCUUCCUCCCAUUGCACAGGAAGAUGAGGGAGAAAGGAAAUCAACCGUACAAGGAAAGACUCAAAGACAACGAAAGACCACAACUGUUAUUGAUCAGACACCCAUGUGGUUGAAAGGUCGAAAGGAGUCCAUCUGUGAACUGAAACGAGAAAUGCUCCUAGAUAUGACGGCACGAAGCAAAGAGAAGACAUAUGAGAUUAUUUCGAAGAACAACAAAAAGACUUCCAUCGGAGCACCGUUGCCCCCAAUUCGGGAUAUUGAAGUCGAGGUUGAUAGGGAAGCUUUGAUUACUCGAUUGAAUCGUCAACGCAAAAAUGCUUUUGCGGGAAGUUGUUUUCCAUUUUUGCUGGCGGAAAACCAAGAAUAUAACAGAGAGGGAGUUAAAUAUCCAAUAAAAAAGCCUUAUCAAGAUCAACGAGAACCGUGUUUGCCAUCAAACUACGCUCAGGAUAAUGAACAAGACGAUUUUCGAAAAAGAACGUAUAGGGGAACAGUUUAUCAAAAGAUUCUUAAGAUUCCUGAUCCUUCUAAGAUUCCUCAUUUAAAUCCUAGAGACCCUAAACUUUAUCAUGUCGUCAUGAAAGCGCGAAAAAGAAAGGUAUCCAAGUUGGAACAAGCUGAUCAUGUUGUAGCUCGCAAAAACACCGUGUCCACGAGGCACUGGAAAUGA
Messenger RNA from Pocillopora meandrina, 933 nucleotides. The record is from the annotation of a GenBank genome assembly. Lineage: Eukaryota; Metazoa; Cnidaria; Anthozoa; Scleractinia; Pocilloporidae.